CCAGGCAGCAACUCACAAGCAUUCAAUAAAGUCUAAACACAUUUUUAUAAUUCUCAUACCUGUUCUAACAAUACUAACACAGGUGAGCCAGACUGAUUCCAGCUCUGCAUUUGUCCAUGUUCAAUUAAGACAUGGGGGCUUUUGCAAGAGCUAACACCUCAUCUGCCAGUGCCACAGGCAGGAUCGGCAGGGAUGGUGUCCCUAGCCUCUGUUUGACAGAAGCUGGGAAUAGCUGACAGGGGAUGGAUCACUUGAUGAGUACCUGUUCUGUUCAUUGCCUCUGAGGCACCUGGCAUUGGCCACAGAGCUAGAUGGACCAUUGGUCUGAUGCAGUGGGCUGUUCUUAUGUUCACAGUCUCUGUCAGGAAUAUCUACUCAUUUGGACUCACUGGGCCACAGAAAGAAACAAGGUGUGCUGAGGCAACAAUGCCCCAUCUGAGAGCCCCUGUGGUCACGCUUCCCAAAAGCUGAAACUAGACACAACCCAUGAAAGGGGGCACUCCCAGGAGAGACUGUAUAAAGGCUGGAGCAUCAAACAACUUUGUAAACCUGAGACAGCUGCCUUGGGGACAGUGACAGGGAGAAUCCCCCAAAGUGACUCCUUUUCUUCUGCUCUUCUCUGGCUUUUGGUUCAUAGACUCAGCAGAACUGGAAGGGACCUCAAGAGGGCAUCUAGACCAAUCCCCUGCACUCAAGGCAGGACUAAGUAUUAUCUAGACCAUCCCUGACAGGUGUUUGUUCAUCUUGCUCUUAAAUAUCCCUAAUGAAGGAGAUUCCACAACCUCCCUAGGCAAUUUUAUUUCAGUCCUUAACCACUCUGACAGUUAGGAAGUUUUUCCUAAUCUCCAACCUAAACCACUCUUGCUGCAAUUUAAGCCCAUUGCUUCUUGUCCUAUCCUCAGAGGUUAAAAAGAACAAUUUUUCUCCCUCCUCCUUGUAACAACCUUUUAUGUACUUGAAAACUGUUAUCAUGUGCCCUCUCAGUCUUCUCUUCUCCAGAAUAAACAAACCCAAUUUUUUCAAUCUUCCCUCGUAAGUCAUGUUUUCUAGACCUUCAGUCAUUUUUGUUGCCCUUCUUUGGACUUUCUCUAAGUUGUCAACAUCUUUCCUGAAAUGUGGCAUCCGGAACUGGACACAAUACUCCAGUUGUGGCCUAAUCAGCGCAGAAUAGAGCGGAAGAAUUACUUCUCAUGUCUUGCUUACAAUACACCUGCUAAUAUAUCCCAGAAUGAUGUUUGCUUUUUUGCAACAGUGUUACACUGUUGACUCCUAUUUAGCUUGUGAUCCACUAUGAUCCCUUUCCGCAGUACUCCUUCCUAGGCAGUCAUUUCCCAUUUUCUGUGUGUGCAACUGAUGUUCCUUCCUAAGUGGAGUACUUUGCAUUUAUCCUUUUUGAAUUUCAUCCUAUUUACUUCAGACCAUUUCUCCAGUUUGUCCAGAUUAUUUUGAAUUUAAAUCCUACCCUCCAAAGCACUUGCAACUCUCCCAGCUUGGUAUAGUCCACAAACUUGAUAAGUGUAACAGAGAAAGACUGUUACUGGGAGGGUUUCACCAUGUCUCAGAGGGUUCCACCCUGGUGGGAGGGGGCUAGGCCUGUACUGGAGUAAGGUCACUCUGUGCUUCACAGCAUGGCAGAACCUAGAAUGUCCAUUAGGAGGGAAAAAUCCUGGGCGGAAUCUGCAUAUGGAAUGGACAAAAGCCCCAUCCGAGUUAUCUCACGUUGCCCUUCUUGCCCUGGCAGGCUACAGAAUAAUGUCCAUGUUUUGCUCUAGAUCAUCCCAUCCUCCCAGGAGGAAGGAAAUGGCUGCUGUGGAGCUGGCUCAGGGGCUGGUGACUUUCAAGGAGGUGGCUGUGUAUUUCACCAGGGAAGAGCGGGCUCUGCUGGCUCCCUUUCAGAGAGCCCUCUACAGGGAUGUCAUGCAGGAAAACUAUGAGACCGUGGUCUUGCUAGGGUUUCCAGUUUCCAAACCUGAUGUGAUCUCGCAGCUGGAACGAGGGGAAGAGCCAUGGGUCCCAGGCCCCCACUGCUCUGAGAAAGAAGUGCUCCCAAGACCUGCCUGCACAGGUGAUGGGAUAGUGAGUGAGAAUGAGGAGGAGAAACCCCAGCAGGAAGAUGCUGAGCAAGUAGAACCACAUGGGACGUUAUCAGGAAGAUCCAAAGGGAAUGAUUCCGGGAGUUGUGCACUCCCAGAAAAAGCAAAAGCCUUUGAGACUCAGCAGAUGCCAGAGGAAAACUUGAGGAGCCACUCAGACCUUACUACACGCGAGAGAAUUAAUUUGGAAGAGACGUGCUAUACAUGCCAAGAGUGUGGGAAAAGCUUCAGUGGGAGCGCAGACCUUUUCACACAUCAGAUAAUCCACAGAAGAGAGAGACCCUACAUGUGUUCUGAGUGUGGGAAAAGCUUCAAUCAGAGCUAUACCCUAAUCAGACAUUGGAGAACCCACACUGGAGAGAAACCCUAUACGUGCUCCGAGUGUGGGAAAAGCUUCAAUCAGAGCUCAAACCUUAUCAGACAUAGGAGAAUCCACACAGGUGAGAAACCUUAUGAAUGCUCUGAGUGUGGGAAACGCUUCAUUCAUACUUCAGCCCUCAUCUCGCAUCAGAAAAUCCACACAGGAGAGAUGCCCUACACAUGCACUGAGUGUGGGAGAAGCUUCAAUCAGAGCUCUGACUUGAUCACGCAUCGCAGAAUCCACACAGGAGAGAGACCCUACAUGUGCUCUGUGUGCAGGAAAAGCUUCAAUCAGAGCUCAAUCCUUCUUAGACAUCAUAAAAUCCACAUGAGAGAGAACUGUAAUAAAUGCCUUGACUAGGGCUGGCCAAAGAUUUUUCUUUAAAAAAAAAAAAAUCACAUUUGCUAAUUCCCACAGAGUGAUCUUCGCACCAUCUUCACCGUGGUGUCUCAGCUCCCCCAGAUGAAUUGCCUGGUUCUGCCUUUUGCAGCUCACCUUUCUUUGGGGGUCAGUCCUGUGAUCUUUUCUAUCAACUCCUUUCUUUUUGAGUUGAAGGACUGUGUGUCCCUCCAGCCAGGAAUCUUCAUCAACUCCAGGUGGGAGAGGGAGGUUUGAUCCCAACAAGCUACACUGAGGCAAAAACUACCUGUGCCCUACAUCCACUUGGACUGUACAUAGCGUUGGCUGCUCAAGUUAGUGAUCUUAGUGUAAAAAGACAAUUAUAGUUGUAGCGCAGAUGUAGCCCAGAUGCAGUGGUUGCAUUAGUUUUCCCCUUGGCCUGACCUAAACUCCAUCACUUUUCCUAGUCUAAACAAACCCUGAGAAUCAUGGUUAUACUGUUCCCCCAUUUCAAAGCAAUUGUUAGUCAUCAAGAUCCCCCUUUGGGAACAAAUUGUUUCAUUCCCAAUUGCUCUGAUGUUGCUUCAGGUUGUGCUGAAGAGCAGAUAUUUUUACUACCAUUUUCCUCACUUAAAAUAUAUUGAACUAUAACAAAGAGCAGGAACAGGGUAGGGAUAGGAAAAAAUGUCAUUUCACCCUCUGUAACAACCGAAGAAGAUAUGGUAAGUCAGAGAGAUUCCCUUAUUCCCCAUCACCAUCCCAAUCCCCCUGUUGUUUAAUUGGUUAGGUCAAUAUUUUUUUCUAAAUGGCUGGGAAGAGGAUUCCCUGGUAAAUGACUUGGAACUAAGCAAAAUACGCAUGCAUUUAGCUCCAGAAGCAGUUGUGGCCCAAGCCCUGCAGGAGAUAUCCUGAAGAUAGCUCCUUCCUAAUCAGGUACAUGUUACCUGUUGUUUGGGAAGUGCAAUCCUUAGCUACGUAGGAAUGAGAAAAAUGGACAUUUCUGUUCAGCUUACCCCUGGGAGAUGCUGCAAAUGCUUAGAAAAUGAAAUACAUGUUGAAUGGGAAUAGCUGCAGAAGGAUACCUGAUAUUUGGUGUCUUACAGGGAUUAUAAGCCGCACUUGAAUUUAGUCCCUAAUUUAAACCUGUGCCACCAGAUUAAAGAAAUAAAGGGGCAUUUUGGGGAGUUAUACCUCACUAUCACUACUGAUAUGUUAUAUGGUUGGUGAAGGAUUCUACACCAGAGAAGUGUAAAAUAAAUCUUUGACCUUGGAGUAGACAAGAACUCAGAUAGAAAUUGCAGGUACGAGUGGUUGAUUUUCACCCUAGUGAUGGAAGCUAUGUUGACCUGUGGCCCAGGUAAACUAUUUUUAGAACCUGCUCCCUGGUUAAGUGGCAUUGAUCACACUCCUAAAGGAUGCCAUGAUUAAACUGGGAACAACUGUCUUUUUCACCUGAUUCCUUCAGAGCCAUUCCAUGCCUAUGGGUCCCAAUGUGGCUUCCUUUUUGGACAAGAAGCACUUCCAUCCUGGGAAGAUGAUGGUAGCCAAUGAGAGAGUGUAUCAGAUUCCAAGUUCAGACUGCAGGAUAUAUGAAUGCUGAGUCCAGAGUUUGUGGUUUGGUCUCUUAGUUUUGCUCUUGAGUCUAAUGCAUUUGUAUCACUUCUCCACCUCCUGCUACUGUGGAAUAUUAGAAAGUGUGAAAAUAGAGCACAGGUGGUUUUUUUUCAUGAUGCAACCUUCUUCCCACGUAGUGAGAGACCCCUUCCACCCACACUUCUGGGAGACAACCCUGGGAGAAAUGAACUCACAGAAAUGGAAGGCUCCUAGGUUAUUGUAGAAUAUGACUUCACACAAAACUGACUGGGUUGAAAUGGGAAGUAAGAGAAAACUGCCCUAUAGGUUUAUAUUUUGUAAUCUUUGAACAAGUUGUUACCAAUGACAAUGAAAUUAAACAUGAAGUUAGUGUAAUUAGUGUAAGAAGCUGAUUCUGUGAUAACUUUCAGUGUUACAAUAUGAUUCACAUUUUCUUCUAAUUCUCUCCCUGCCCCCUCCUACUAUAUUGGAAAUGGGGGCUAAUCCUGAAAUUAAAACCUCACUCCAAAGGAAUUAGAGUGGGGGAAUAUGUGAGAGAAAUAGCAUGUAUGAGAAUAGAGACCCAGUAUGGACUGUAAUUUAUUUCUAUUUCAAAUGGAAUUUAUUUUGAUAAAUUUUAAAAUAAAUCUGCUGUUAAGAGGAAAAUUACUUGAGACAAGAUGUGUAACCUUUUACCCAUCCUCAACAGUGCUGAUGUGUUUUUGUUUGUUUGUUUGUCUCUCCUCCGGUGGUUGAUUUUUAAUAAAAGAAUGGUUUUGGUUUGAAA
Dermochelys coriacea (leatherback sea turtle) is the source of this 5152-nucleotide messenger RNA. RefSeq names its product zinc finger protein 34-like. The record is from RefSeq and is a predicted model, not a curated record. Gene Ontology annotation, biological process: regulation of DNA-templated transcription. NCBI's taxonomy places the organism in Eukaryota, Metazoa, Chordata, Testudines, Dermochelyidae. The transcript is spliced from 5 exons. Bases 1684 to 2814 code for a protein of 376 amino acids.